AUGACGAAAAGAGGAAUCGAGCCCAAACCCGCCAAGGUCAAAGCAAUUCUUGACAUGCACCCGCCCACGACCGUUCGGGAGGUGCAACAACUGACCGGGAGAUUGGCAGCCCUGAGCCGAUUUCUUUCAAAAUUGGCCGAGCGCGCUUUACCGUUCUUUAAGGUAUUGCGAAAGGUCAAUGGGUUCGUAUGGGAUGAUGAAUUCCGAGCGGCUUUUGAUGAGCUGAAAGAGUAUCUGAUGUCACCGAUCGUCUUGUCAAAGCCCGAGCUCGGGGAAGAGCUAGACGUCUAUUUAGCCGUUUCCGAUCGAGCUGUCAGUGCAGUGGUAUGCCGAACAGAUUCGGAGGGGGUGCAUCGACCGGUUUACUAUGUGAGCCACGCGCUCCAUGGUCCCGAGCUCUGUUACUCCCGGCUGGAAAAGAUAGUCUACGCCUUGUAUACAGCAGCGAAGAAGUUGGCCCGCUAUUUUCAAGGUCGAGCCAUUCACGUGUUAACCGAUCAGCCAAUCAGGGCAGUUCUCCGUACCGCUUCUUCUUCCAGACGUCUGGUCAAAUGGGCGUUGAUGUUAACGCAGUAUGCCAUUGAAUACCGACCGAGACCAGCCAUCAAGGGCCAAGCUUUAGCCGAUUUUUUGGUCGAGUGCACCGCUCGGGAGACACGACCUCCGGAGGUGGAAGAUCCCGAGGCGGCAUGGUGGUCGUUGGCUACCGAUGGGUCGAGUAGUAAGAAAGGAGCAGGCGGAGGAGUCGUGAUAACGAGCCCGGAGGGCUUCAAAGUGUACUAUGCCCUGAUGUAUCAAUUCAACCCGACCAAUAAUGAAGCCGAAUAUGAAGCGUUUGUCAAUGACUUGCAAUGCGCUUGGGAAUUGGGGGCUGAAUACAUCUGGGCGCAAACUGACUCAGCAUUGGUGGUCGGGAAAGUCUUGGGCGAUUAUGAGGUCAACGGAGAACGACUACAAGCUUAUCGGGAUCUGGCCAUGGAGAAGCUCAGCUUGUUCCGGGCGUCCACCGUCCCUCAUGUUCCCCGACUAGAUAAUGCCGAUGCAGACAUCUUAUCCAAGUUGGCACAGGAUGCCCCUGAACACAUAUCGAAGAUCGCUCGGAUUUUGAUGAUUCCGAGACACAGUAUUCACCGCUUGCCGGUCGCGCCUAUCCAACCGGCCGAAGAAACUUGGAUUUCUGAUCUAAUGGAGUAUCUUCAACAUGGUCGUUUACCGGAUGAUCCUCUACGUGCCCGAAAGGCGAAGUUAAGAGCACCGAGAUUUCAAGUCCAAGAUGACCGUUUAUAUAGGUGGUCGUAUGGAGGUCCGUUGAUGCGGUGUUUGACUUCCUUCGAAGCAGACCUAGUAAUAAAAGAAUUGCAUUCGGGAAUCUGCUCGUCGCACCAGGGGGGCCGAUCACUUGCCCGACGCAUCAUGGUGAUCGGGUACUAUUGGCGCUCUAUUCAGUUGGACUGUGAAAAGCUUGCCAGAGGGUGUGAGACGUGUCAACUAUAUGCCCGGAUGCCUGGUCGUCCGGCCACGUUUUACCAGCCGGUCACGACCGCGAUUCCUUUUGCUUGUUGGGGGGUAGACAUCUUGGGACCCUUUCCGCAGUUAUCCGGUCGAAGGCGCUUUGUCAUUGUGGCCAUUGACUAUUUCUCCAAGUGGAUCGAGGCCGAGCCUUUAGCCACGGUCACUUCUCAACAGUGCGCCAGAUUUUUAUGGCGGAAUGUUAUUUCCCAGUUCGGCGUGCCAGUUCAUCUUAUCAGUGACAACGGUCGGCAAUUUGUAAGCCAGUACUUUCAAAAUUUCUUGGCAACGAUCGGGACAACCUCAAUCCGAUCGUCGAUGGCUUACCUGCAAGGUAAUGGUCAAGUAGAGAAUGCCAACCGAACAAUCUUGGAGGGUUUGAAGAAAAAGUUGCACUCAGCCAGUCGUAGCUGGGCUGACGAGCUCCCAUACGUGCUUUAG
Messenger RNA from Ipomoea nil (Japanese morning glory), 1950 nucleotides. RefSeq lists its product as uncharacterized. Bases 1 to 1950 code for a protein of 649 amino acids. Gene Ontology annotation, biological process: DNA integration. NCBI's taxonomy places the organism in Eukaryota, Viridiplantae, Streptophyta, Magnoliopsida, Solanales, Convolvulaceae. The transcript has a single exon. The record is from RefSeq and is a predicted model, not a curated record. Gene Ontology annotation, molecular function: RNA-DNA hybrid ribonuclease activity; nucleic acid binding.